This is a messenger RNA of Bactrocera dorsalis (oriental fruit fly), 5961 nucleotides long. RefSeq lists its product as uncharacterized. Gene Ontology annotation, biological process: signal transduction. Lineage: Eukaryota; Metazoa; Arthropoda; Insecta; Diptera; Tephritidae. Bases 479 to 4933 code for a protein of 1484 amino acids. Gene Ontology annotation, molecular function: GTPase activator activity; protein binding. The record is from RefSeq and is a predicted model, not a curated record. The transcript is spliced from 18 exons. Gene Ontology annotation, cellular component: cytoskeleton; cytoplasm.
ACUUCAUUUCUGUUGUACGUGCGAGCGAGUAAUAUACAAUUAAAGCGGUAGUCGCGAAAAUAAUUUUUAUAUUAAAUAUAUGUAUAUAUAUGUGUAUUUAGCUAGAAUAGUAUUUAGUUUAAAUAAUUUAAUGCUAAUUUAAUUUAAGUGUUUUAAAAAAUAGUCUAUGCUCCCAUCGGCUAUGUGGUGCAAGAUAGCAGAAAAUGGCAAAACUCGAAUAGUUCGAAAUGUGGGCAGUAGCAUUGACGAAAAAAAGGAAGUGUAAACGGGAGGAGCAACGUUCGCCGUAGUGAAAAACGGAGGAAAAUUGCAGUUCGCCGAGUAGGAAAGUGUUAAAACGUUCAUGUUGAAAAAGGUUUUAGGUGUGUGUUUAUAAAUUAUAAAAUAUAAAAAAGAAAAGAGUUAAGAUAAGAAAAUCAAAGUGCAGCACAAAAUUAAAGAAUUGUGUGCAGAAUAGCGCAAGUCGCUCUAGCGACCUAUGGAAAAAUCAGCGUCGACCAUUCAAGGCGAACGCAGUUGCGGAAAAAUGAGUUCGAGUUGCAGCAACGAAAGAAUAGAAUGGGUGGAAAUAAUCGAGCCACGCACCAAAGAGCACAUGUACGCAAAUCUCACUACUGGCGAGUGUGUUUGGGAUCCACCGGAAGAUGUACCAAUUAAGCGCACCGACUCAUCACAGUGGUGGGAAUUGUUCGAUACGAAUACGCAACGCUUUUACUACUACAAUGCGGCGACACAGAAAACCGUCUGGCAUCGGCCAAGCAAGUGUGAUAUCAUACCGCUGGCGAAAUUGCAAACGCUCAAACAGAAUACGGAUCCGAGUGAUCGCAAGGAGAGCAGCACACAGACGCAGCAUACGACAGGAGGAGGGUCGCAGUCGCAGUCGACGUCGGCGACACAAUCACCUUUGGCAGCGGUCGGCAAGCUGCGCGCCCAGCGGAGUGCAGCGCGUGAAGCGGCAGGAUUAGCCGCUAUGAAUAACACGAAUACCGGUGGGAGUGUCGGCAGUGGGGGCAAACGCAGCAGCGCUGGCAUGGAGGGCCGUAGCGCCAACGCUUUGCCGCUGCACGCCAGUUCGGAGGAGAAACUCUCCGCCGAGUUCAUUUCUAGUCCACGUGGGCGUCACAGUUUUCGCGUUGGAACGGGUGAUUCAUCAUCGUUCACGGACAUGCAGCCAUUCUCUUCGAGACGCUCACAAGAUUCAACCAAUCAUUACAAAGAGUCGGGCAAGUCCAGCGAUUCCAGUUUGUCCAGCAUACAUGGCUAUCGGCGAUUCAACGAUGCUGGCGCUGGCGAAAGCUUGCGGUUGGGUUCACUACAGAAACAACGCACACGGAAAGAGGGCAGCAGCUUUGAUUUGUUGCAAGAGAGCAGUAGUUCGCACAAUUUACCCCACGCCUCAUCCUAUGGUGGUGGUGGCAACGGCAAUAGUAGCAGUGGUGUUGGUGGUGGUGUCACAGGCGAAAAAUAUUUCGAUCGCCAUCAUAAGCAGACGCCAACGCAAACGCAUUCACCGCAACAGCAGCAGCUCUUGCCAGGACAUCAUUUGCCGGGCUACUGCUCGUCCAAGUCGUCGGAUGUGGCUUCGCCCACGCACUCGGCACACACACCACAACCAAAGAAGAAAAUAUCGCCUGACGGUGGCAGUGCUGCGGGCACAGGUGCGAGUGGUCAGUAUCCACCGCUGGCCUAUGCGCAUCAAAGGCACUCCCAGCCGCAACAACAACAACAGGCACCACGUGCCCAACGUAUCAGCGGCUCGGGAGGCAGCGGUUCGGGUGGCAGGCAUCACGGCGCGGCAGAAUAUGCAGGCGAACGUGAACGUGAAUACAAAGUGUCGUUGGCGCGUUCGGGUAGUUUCAUGUCAACCGCCAUAAAUCCCACGGCCGCAGGACAUCACAGCAAGUCGUAUCGCAAGUCGAGCGGUGAGGCAAAUGGUGGCGCGGCCAGCGAUGACUCUAUGCAUGAGAAAUAUUUCAAGUCUGUGGAAAAUACACCACUCUCGCGUCGACGUCACGCUGCCGCGUCCAAGACAACAAGUGGCGAUGGCACUAGUGGUGGCGGUGGCACCAGCGGCAGCAGCAGCAAUAAAAAGCACUCGAGUGACUCCAGCCCACAGAGUCCCAUUAGUCCGCAGAUCAAAUCAAAGUCCUCGAAAGCCGCUAACAAUGCGCUCGGCAGCGCUUUUGCAACUAACACCGCAUUGCAUUCACCUGGUCACUCGCCAACUGCACCUUUGCAUACCAAACAUCAUAAGCAGGAUUCUUCAUGCAGCUUGGAACUUUUGAAUAUGGAACGCAUGUCCUUGACUAAGCCGACAUCGCCACAUUUAAGUGAUGUCGUUGUUGCUUCCUCUUCAACGUCACCAAAUAACCUGGUUGCUACCACCGUGGGUAUGAAAAAUUUUCCAUCAUCGGAUAAUAUUGGUGGCAUGCUGACACAUUCGUCGCGCAGUUCGACGGAUUCGCGAAGCAAGCAGCGUUCGUCGACGGCCACGCGUGCAUAUCAACAGCAGACGCCACAGCUGCAGCAACAUCAAAGUCAGGAUAAUCGCUCGGUUGGCUCUUUGCGUCACAAUUCAACUGGUGUGGACAAACAGGCAAACCGUCGCUCAAAUGAGCACUACUAUGACAGCUCGCGUGGCAACAAGCACGAACAUCGGCGCUCGCGUGGCUCACGACAACAUAACAAUCUGCUUAAUGCCGAUAAUAGUGAUGUGGAGUACGACAACGGCAAUAUAUCGCCGCUUUACAGCAAUUGGGAUCAGGAAAUGCAUCAACAUCUGCUGCCAUUGAAGAACUACAUAAUGGAACAAGCCAAAUUGUCUGGACAUUAUGUAUUCGGUGAUCCCAUCGAUUCAGACUCCUAUCAUUCGGAUAGCCAGUCGGAGCACUCGCUCUCCGGUCACGAGCCAGAUAAUGAGGAUUCGGAUGGUGGCUCAGACACGCAUGGCGGAUAUUUGGAGCAUAAUUAUGGCAUGAUUGAUGACUAUGCCAACAUGGACGACAGCGUCUCCUAUUACGCAUAUCAAUAUCCACCUUAUGAUCCAUCAGGACGUGAGGAUAUCUCUGACAAUGUGGAAGCCGUUCUCGAGGGUAUUGGCAGCCAAGGUGCCGAACGCGCAUCGGAAUUCGCACAAAAACCAAAGCAACGAUAUCAAAUCUCAUUUUAUGACACCGCGCAUACAACUCAUACUACACCAACACAACAACAACAACAACAACAGCAACAGCAAUACCAACAAAGGCAACCAUCACUUGGUCAUCAUCAGCUUGGAUCUCAAACACAAAUACAACAAAAUCAAUUGUAUUCGAAUACACCAGCACUAGUGCCACAUCAUCACCUGCCACCACAACCACCUCUACCACCACAUCAGCACCUUCAACUUGAUGCCGAUACCAAACAAAAGCAAUCACAAACACUACCCUCACCAAAUCGACAAAUUUCACGCAUAGCACAGUCGGGCGGCGUCAGCGGUUCAAGCGGCAUUGACGGCAAUAACAUCGCGGGCACCGGCGUUGUCGGUACAGGCGGUGGCAGUGUGCGUCUGCAUCAUUAUGCCAAAGAUGAAAGUGGUGGUGGCACAGCAAGCAUGUCGCGUACGCCCCGAUUGCCACCGCCAUCGCUAAAGCCGACAAUUCAGCAAAUAUUUCCACCCAGCGAGCGCGCACCACCCAACUUGGGCGGCCUGAGCACCACGUUGGUGUGCAUGAAGGAAUGUGAUAUUGAGAAAUUCGCCGCCGACAAUCUGAAUUUGCAUUCGAAGGGCAUCUUUCGUAAAAAGUCUUCUGUGCGCGAUAUGCUGAGCUGGACUCCGGAGCCCAUCAGCCGACCAAUGUUGGCGUUGUCACGCGACAAAUCGGACAAGAAAACUGCCAUUGAACUCUUCAAAUUGGUGCAAAUUUACAUGGGUGAUCGAAAGGCGCGUGUCGGCAUGAGUCUCAAUUCGGUAGCGAUCGAUAUAAUAGUCGCUGCGCUGCCACAGCAACAACUACGCGAUGAAUUGUACGUGCAGCUAUGCCGCCAGACCACAGAGAACCCGAAACGUGAUUCACUCAUACGCGGCUGGGAGCUAAUGGCGAUUUGUUUGUCCUUUGUGCCGCCAUCGCCCACAUUUCAGCCAACUUUGUUGAAUUAUAUGAAUCGGCAUCGUGAUCCGGCCUUCGCCACGUCGUUUCCGGAGGUGGGCAAGUGGCCCAUACAUGUACAGAUCUCACACUAUGCGACUGUUUGCUGCAGGCGUUUGGAUCGUAUCGGUAGUCAUGGUCGGCGGCAGGCGAAGAAGCCAACGGAAGAUGAAGUUGAGCAGGCGAGGAAUCAAAUUCUACGCGUCAGCAUGUUUGGCAACACGAUCGCUGAGGUUAUGGACUUGCAAAAGGAUAAGUUUCCAAAUCGCAAAUUGCCGUGGAUACAAACUACACUAUCAGAGCAUGUUUUGCUUUUGAACGGCAAGCAAACGGAGGGAAUUUUCCGUGUCUCCGCCGAUGUGGAUGAGGUGAAUUGCUUGAAGAGUCGUUUAGAUCGGUGGGAUGUUCCUGAUUAUAAGAAUAGCAUGGUGGAUGCGCAUGCGCCCGCUAGUCUUUUGAAGCUAUGGUAUCGUGAAUUGUAUGAUCCGCUCAUUCCGGACCAGUUCUACGAGGAAUGCGUCAAUACUGAGGAUCCGGACAAAGCCAAAGAAAUUGUUGAUAAACUGCCGGAGCUUAAUAAGUUGGUUUUGACCUACCUGGUGCACUUUUUACAACAAUUCUCUCAUGCUGACGUGGUGAGUUGCACCAAAAUGGACUCAUCAAAUUUGGCAAUGGUCUUUGCACCGAACUGCUUGCGCUGCACCUCAGAUGAUCCGAAAGUGAUAUUAGAGAACGCUCGCAAAGAGAUGGCUUUCAUGCGCACCCUCAUACAACAUAUGGACACAACGCAUGUGGCGAACCUAACCUAAGCGCACGACCUGGACUGAAUGUAAAUAAGUAUAACUACAGAGAAAAUAAACGUUGAAAUUCAAGGUGAUCGCUUGUAAAGGAAGGCACAGCAUGAUAGUAGUAGCUAAAAACGGAAGAUAAACACCAAAAAAUAAUAUACACUUUUAUUUGCAUUAUGAUAUUUGCAAAAUGAAUGAUGAAAUGCAUUUUUACUUUGUUUUUUUUUUUUUUUCAAAAUAAUAAUAAUGUAUUAAAUAGUGUUUAAGUAUUCCAAGAAAUGCAAAGAAAAAUACUCAUUUGGGAAGUAACACUGCAGAUUUAAAUAGAACAACAACAAAUCAAGUUAUUCAUAUAUUGGGUUGUCAAAAAAGUCUUGCGGUAUUUGCGCUAGUUGGCGCUGAAAGCGCGUAGUUCUAGUUUUAUUCGUCGCAUCGGGUCAUGCUAUACCUUUUUGGAAAGCUCAUUUCACACGCUAACACGUGUUUGAUUGAUUGUCGUUUCUUUUAAGUCGUUCGUGAGUUAUAGCGUCGCAAACAUGGAGCAAAAUAAAGAGAAAAUACGGCAUAUUUUACAGUACUACUACGAUAAAGGCAAAAAUGCAUCUCAAGCCGCCAAUAAAAUUUGUGCAGUUUAUGGACCCGACACAAUUUCCAUUUCCACCGCACAACGAUGGUUUCGUGCUGGUGUAGAGGUGGUCGAAGAUGCGCCACGCUCCGGAAGGACUGUCGUCGAAAAUUGCGAUAAAAUCGCUGAAUUGGUCGAAAGAGACCGGCAUGGUAGCAGCCGUAGCAUCGGUCAAGAGAUGGGCAUGAGUCAUCAAAAAUUCAGUUCAAUUUCAAUAAAAAAAAAUCAAUAAAAAUACCGCAAGACUUUUUUGACAACCCAAUAUAUUUAUUUCUAAGAUGAUAUUUUUUGUUGCAAACAUCCAUUCCAGUUCAGUUUUUGCUGUAAAAAGGAUCUAACGAUACAACGCUCUAUAUUUUCAAUUCAAAUCGGGACAAAAUCAUCUUAUAUUUUAUAUGAAUUUUUUUAUUGAAAACAUUUUUUU